AUGACCAACAAGCUCUUAUCUUCUUCCUCACUGCUACGUUAUUCGCUAUCUCGUGCCCAGAGUACAGCAAACCCCCGUACAAUUCCUGUGCUAAGUACCAUGUUGCCACGCGGUACCUUUGAGGGUAAAGUAGCGUUAAUCACUGGCGGUGGAACGGGAUUGGGCAAGGGCAUUGCCACUAAAUUGUCGGAUCUUGGCGCGACCGUCGCCAUUAUGAGCCGUAAACGCGAAGUCGUGGAAAUGGCGUCUCUGGAAAUUCAGAAACUUACAGGAAAUAAGGUCAUUCCACUCACAGGCGACGUCCGUGACGCUGAGCAGGUGAAAAAGGCACUCGAUGAAUUGGACGAACAAGCGGGUGUUCCGACGGUCGUAAUUAACAAUGCAGCGGGCAAUUUUAUCUCACCUUUCGAGCGACUAAAUGCGAAAGGCUUUGGCACUAUUGUAGAUAUUGUUCUGAAAGGCACAGCCAAUGUGACACUCGAUGCCGGCAAACGGAUGAUUCAGCAUGAAAAAGGAGGGGUGUUUCUUAACAUUACCACGACCUAUGCUGAGACAGGGUCAGGAUACGUUGUCCCUUCUGCUGCAGCAAAAGCUGGUGUCAGUGCAAUGAUCAAGUCAUUGGCGGUAGAGUGGGGCAAGUACGGUAUCCGUUUCGUUGGUAUUGCUCCAGGCCCAAUCAAGACAAAGGGUGCGUUCGACCGUCUUGAUCCGUCAGGAGCUUUUGAAGAGGUUAUGCUCCAGAACAACCCACUUAAACGCUUUGGUGAAGUGGACGAGCUGGCCAAUUUGGCAUCGUACAUGACGAGCGACUACGCUAGCUGGCUCAAUGGCGAGAUCAUUCGCUUUGAUGGUGGUGAGACGGUUUCGAACGCUGGCGAGUUUAACAUGCUAAGCUCGAUUAGCAAAGACAAGUGGGAUGAACUUGAAGCAACUAUACGCGACUCGAAUGCCAAAAGCAAGAAGUAA
Peronospora farinosa is the source of this 966-nucleotide messenger RNA. The record is from the annotation of a GenBank genome assembly. NCBI's taxonomy places the organism in Eukaryota, Oomycota, Peronosporomycetes, Peronosporales, Peronosporaceae.